Melitaea cinxia (Glanville fritillary) is the source of this 1031-nucleotide messenger RNA. RefSeq names its product mediator of RNA polymerase II transcription subunit 6 (gene MED6). The coding region runs from base 116 to 964 and encodes 282 amino acids. The record is from RefSeq and is a predicted model, not a curated record. Gene Ontology annotation, cellular component: mediator complex; core mediator complex. Lineage: Eukaryota; Metazoa; Arthropoda; Insecta; Lepidoptera; Nymphalidae. Gene Ontology annotation, molecular function: transcription coactivator activity. Gene Ontology annotation, biological process: regulation of transcription by RNA polymerase II. The transcript is spliced from 5 exons.
UUUGAUAAUCGUGUUCACAUUAUGUUAAUAAUUGCCUCAUAUACAAUGUGUAUUAUUUUUUCAUAAGGUUUUACGGUACAGUUUCUAGAUUUGAGUUAAUUAUAAUUUUACAAAGAUGAUGCCAGGACGGAUUGGACAUCUGCCUAUAGCAGCUGAGAACCCUUUGGGUCUUUCUUGGCAUGAUUCUGCUUGGAUACCGUCUUUAAAUCCAUCAAAUAUAAUGGACUAUUUUUCUGAAAGAUCAAACCCUUUUUUCGAUCGCACGUGUAAUAACGAAGUCGUUAAAAUGCAACGGCUUAGCAUGGAUCAAUUACAAAAUAUGACAGGACUUGAAUACAUCUUGCUACAUGUACAGGAACCUAUUCUUUAUGUAAUUCGUAAGCAACAUCGACAUAGUCCAGUUCAAACCAUUCCACUAGCAGACUACUACAUUAUUGCUGGUAUAGUUUACCAAGCUCCUGAUUUGGCUAGUGUUUUGAACUCGCGAUUAUUAUCUGCAGUUCACCAUCUACAGUGUUCGUUUGAAGAAACUAUGACAUACUCUAAAUAUCACCCAAGUAAAGGAUAUUGGUGGGAUUUCAAACCAAAUAAAUCAGGCCCUUUUAAUAUGGGACAAUCUGCUCCAAAAGAAGUUGCCAGUACACCUAAAGAGGAACCUUCAACAUUGUUCCAAAGACAGAGAGUGGAUAUGUUGUUAGCAGAAUUAGUGCGACAAUUUCCUUUACCGGUUACGCAAACAGCAAUAAAUCAGAAUGGUGUUACAGUGAAAACAGAAAAUUCUAAUGAUAAGAGUUCAGAAAAGGGUGGAGAGGGUAACUUAAACAAUAUACAAAUCAAGCAAGAACCCAUGGAUCCUAUUAGCUCAGAUAUGACUAACGGUAAUAUGCAAGGACAUAUGGAAAUUAAAACUGAAAUUAAACAAGAAAAUAUGAAACCUCCACCAGAAAAGAAACCAAGAAUAUAAACUUUUGUUUAAAUGAUAUUGAAAAAAAUCAAAUGAUAUUGGAAAUCACAAAAAAGUAUAAAACCAA